AUUGCCAAAUGAUGUCAACUCAGCAAAGCCUAGGAAUUCGUUGUUGAUCUGCUAUUUUCAAUAACAUUUAAACAAAUGCAUGUAUUGUGGUGUAAAUAUUAGUUUGAAAACAUGAACACAAACUUUUGAUACCGUGCUUAUUGUUAUAAAGAUUUUUCGUGUUGAUAACAGUCCAGUUGGAGAUCUCCGUAUAUUCAACGCAAAAUGUAUUUUGCAAUUGGGUGGCCACGGGAAAUAAACUGCUCGUAUAAAAACAUUCGUAAAAUCGCCUGUGAUCGUGUGAAAAUACUUUUCACAAUUCUCACGGAUGAUACGCUGGCAAUUUGGUACACAAAACCAUGCGUUCCGAUAGCCGCAAAAAUACGUGGCCCUCAAUGUUUAGAAAAACAUGGACACAAUCUAAUGGUGGAAUGGAAGCCGGAUUCCAGUAUGUUAUUGGUUAUUACGAGUAAUGGGACGUUGUUUAUGUACACUCUGAUAGUCAGUGAUGCACCAAAGGGAGUGUACAAUCAGAAUGAUCCUCCGUUUUCAAAUCUUCGACGGGAUAGUGCAGAGCUGUUUCUGAAGGAGACAAUUCCUUCACUGAGAUUGACAUUGACCCAUCAGUUGCCACUUUACGUUCCAAUUUCAUGCAUUUCUUGCAUAAACGUUUCGCAAAUUAUGAUUGCUACCAAAAAUGGGCGAGUUAUACGUUUGAAUUGGAAUGGGGUUGAAGAACGCGAUUAUGCUUUGGAUUUGAAACGCAUACCGUUUAGUAUCAACCAACAAGUUAGUUACGCUGUACCAAUAUUGGAGAACAACACCUAUAUUAACUCAAUUGAUUAUUCGCCACUUUUAUGUGGCUUCGCAAUCACUUUCAACGAUGGGAGAGCGGCUUUUCUAACAUCAGGAAAUACCAAGUUUGAUCCCAAUCAAGUGCAAGGUAUUUGGUGCCAGAACAUAGAUGAUGCGACAUGUGCCGUGAUCAACCACAAGUAUCGUCUAAUCGCAUUCGGACGAUGUAACUCACAAGUCAAUAUGUAUGUGAUAGACGACUUAACCGGUGGACUGGAACUGUCCCAUCGGUUGGUUUUGAGUGCGAAAGAUUUUCCCGGAUCCCCUGGAAGUGUAAGUGAGAUGAAAUGGACACCUGAUGGGUGUGCGAUAAUGAUUGCUUGGAGUCAUGGAGGAAUAUCUUUGUGGAGCACUUUUGGUUCGCUACUUCUAUGCUCGCUUGGCUGGGACUAUGGACUCCAUAUCGAGCUAGCAAAAAACAAUCCAUUUAAUAUCGUUAGCAUGGACUGGUCGACUGAAGGGUAUCAGCUAUUUUUGGUCCGCCAAUUACAAGAAACUAGUUCAUCCGAAACAAGUAGUACUGAUUCCAAUAAAUCUUCUUCUAAUACUUCGCUGGCGUCGACAGGCAAUAAUAAGGAUAUUGGUGAAGCGGUUCAUAAACCGACACUACGACGAGUUAAUACUACCGGCAUGAAGACGAUGCUCAUUCAGCUGGAUUUUGUAAAAAGUAUUCUAACAAUUAACCCUUGCAUGAGUUACAAUUCAUACCUUCUAUUGCAAGGCGACGAUAAGCUGUAUCUCAAUCAUGGUGAUGUGUUGCAGAAUAUUUACCAUAAUUUCAAUGCAUAUUCAGCGGAAGGCGAUCACAGUACUUAUUCCAGCGAAAUGCAAUAUAUCGGAUUGUCAAGAAAAGAUCUGGAUUACAUGAGGAACGAGGAUGACCACAAUAAUGAAAAAUACGUCCAAAUAAAUAGUGUAUUGUCGGAGAGUAAACAUUGGGUGGUGCUAAACUUGCCAACGGCUUAUACUGCAUCAAACUGGCCAAUUCGGUAUAGUGCGGUUGACUUUCUAGGUGUUAAUGUAGCUGUUGCAGGAAGAACAGGUGUAGCGCUUUACUCUUUCAACUCACGCAAGUGGAAGCUUUUUGGUAAUGAAACCCAGGAGAAGGAUUUUGUCGUAACUGGUGGGCUGCUGUGGUGGAACGAGUUUGUCAUAAUGGGAUGUUAUUCGUUAAUUGGAUUCCAUGAUGAACUCCGUAUUUAUUCUAAAGAGAAUAAGUUGGAUAAUCGCUUUGCAAGCAUAACAAAAAUGAAUGCCCCUGUGAUGUUGAUUAAUCUGUUUAAAGAUCACUUGGUUGUCUUCACUGCGGAUGGACACGUCACUAUAUUCUCAUUGAUAGAAGACACUAACGGUCAAGUAGAGUUGGAAAAAAUGCACAUUUAUGAUAUAAAAAAUGUGUGUAUCCAUCCAGCGUGUGUCAUUUCGGUAUUGAUGACAAAUUUAGGCAACGAGAUUGGCACUAAAAAUAAUUACGAUAAUAGUCUCUCGGAAACGUUGAUAUUGAAUGUCUCGGGACGUGUGCUGAUGGUGCAGACAGAUUAUAUAGGUAAUGCUGCGUCACAGCUAGCUUCGACUUGUUUAGCUUCUUCGGUGGAGUGCAUUUGGGUGUCGGAUUCGACGAAAACUCACAUUAAGGAAUCACUUUGGUUGUAUUGUGGAGGUCACGGCAUGCGCGUCUGGUUGCCAGUGUUCCCGAGGAGUAAUGAAACCGGAACACGUAGCCACAGACAUACUUUCAUGAGCAAAAGAAUUAUGUUAUCAUUUACCUUGAAAAUAUAUCCACUGGUCAUUUUAUUUGAGGACGCUAUGAUCCUUGGCGCUGAAAACGAUACGAUUCUCUACACAAGCGAUCCAGCAAUAUAUUUUUCAUUGCCAUAUUGUGCAUUGAAACGAACGAGUCAAGUUUAUCUACACCAAAUUUUGCGCCAGCUGAUUCGAAGAAAUCUUGGUUACAAUGCAUGGGAAAUUGCACGUUGUUGUACAAACCUUCCAUAUUUUCCACAUUCGUUGGAACUUCUGUUGCACGAGGUACUUGAAGAGGAAGCCACAAGUAAGGAACCCAUUCCAGAUGCUCUGUUACCUAGUGUAUUAGAGUUCAUUCAAGAGUUUCCUGUUUAUCUCGAAACUGUGGUCCAGUGCGCUCGUAAAACCGAGAUCGCAUUAUGGCCUUAUCUAUUCUCAAGUGCAGGAAAACCGAAAGAGCUCUUCCAACAAUGUAUGGCUGCAAAACAACUUCAAACCGCGGCAAGUUAUUUGAUUAUCUUGCAAAAUUUAGAGCCCUCGGCAGUUAGCCGAGAAUAUGCUACACUGUUGUUGGAUACUGCUCUGGAGCAAAAAAAUUGGUCCCUAGCGAAGGAUUUAGUUCGCUUCCUUCGGGCGAUUGAUCCGAACGAUGUGGAAUCUCCUCGUUCAUCGUAUGUAUUCGGUAAUAAGUUUGGUAUGAAUGCAACUGGCCCACCAGUGGCACCCAAUGCCGAAGACUUGAGUCUUAUUUUGGGUAACAGUAUGACACGCGGACGAAGCUUUUCCACAACGGUAAAUCCAAAAUCCAACGAAACGACCAACAAUGCCACUAUAGUGAAUAAGGAGAAAAAUAUUAUGUUCAACAGUUCCAGCAGCAGCAGUAUUGAUACAACGUUAGUACAAAGACGGAAGAAAAGUGUGCCAACUACACCUAAACAAAAAGACUCAUCUAUUAACGAGGAAUUCUUCAUCGACGUGAUAUUGCAACGACACGCGAGACGUUUCCUGCAGUUGAAAAAACUCGAGGAACUAGGACGAAUGAGCGCUAUAUUGGACUUCCAUUUGGUCAGCUUUCUAACCCGUGAGAAGGAUCGUUCUGCAAGAAUUGAAGAUUUUGUAAUGGCGCUUAAGGCACUGCAUCAUGAGUUAGACUGGCCAAAACCAUGUCUUGAUUUGAGUUUAAACAGAAACGGUAUUAGUAUGAAUCAACCAGAAUCUCCUGCAUCGAAUAUUUCCAGUAAAUCGACUUUCGAUGUGGCUCAACGAACGGAAGACUCCGGAUACAACAGUUUAUCCAUAAAUAGGGUUCAGCAGGGUAUCAUGGUUGGGGAUGGAGAAAAUGAAAAACCGGCGGUGGAUCCAAUUCUUGUUUCGACUAUAGCAAAAUUGGAAGCAUCAACAAAAGACGAUAAAACCCACUCUUAUGUUGAUACCAAAGAAGCUAAUCUGUCCCCUAUGAACGAUACCAUUAGUGUUCGAUCGGAACAUUUAGUAGCCAAUUGGUCAGAUGAUGGAUGCAACUCAUUGAAUCAGGAGAUAGAGGAGAGUUUCAAUAAAGCGAUGCGAAAUAUGUCGAAGAACAAUAAUGGUGCCAAAAGAGGACAACAUAAGUUAGAGAUAAAAAUGCGUUAUUUGUUACAAAUUUUCACUGAAGCUAAUUGUUAUGAGUUUUCACUGUUACUAUCUGUCCUUUUACUUGAUGUUGCGUCUGUUUGUAGGAUAACUAAUGCCGCGAUAAGAUCCAAAUCUCUAGUUGUCUGUCGUCAAUUACGAAACGGGCUUAAAGACAUGACGAGGUGGAGUUUCAAAGAAUGUUUAGGAUAUCGACCAUUUAUGAUUGCGUUGCAGCCUCAGUUAUCUGUGCUGGACAAAUUCGUAAUUCAACAAGAAGCAAUUCCAUCCUUGACAACGUCAACAAAUAGUAAUGUGCAAUACAAAAAUCUCACGAAUGUCAAUCCUUCAGACAUGAUUAUGAUACCGGAAAUUGGAUCAACAUCUGGUCACUCUGGUAACCCUGAAAUGGUUGCUCGUAGUCGUAAAUCAAACCUACUGGUUGACGCAGACGGAAGAACUCGCCAUUUGUUAGAGAAGAAAAGCAAUACUGUGCUUGAAAUCAGUUACAGCCCAUGCGAUAGGUUAGUUAAUAACACAGCCGGUGGGAGCAGUACUAGUCCUGGCUCUGCUGGUGUGACUAAUUCUAAACAUCCGGGAGGAUUUGUGAGAUCUGUUUCUGACUUAGAGGUAAAACAUAUAAGAAAAAUGGCGGCUGGCACUAGCACGAUUACAUCGACGCCAAUAGAUGAAGAAUCAGAACGUAGUAUGGGGUGCAUAAUAAUGUAAUUAACAUGAACUAAUUUUUAGACAAUAUUUAGUUUCAAUUAUAUUUAUUCGAAAAUUUUAACAUAGUAGAACAUGAGAAUAGAUAGUUGGCUACAUUUCAACCUACAAACUCUACUCAAUUGUGAUUAUUAAAAUAAACUAUUCGAUCGAUUCCCAAA
This is a messenger RNA of Toxorhynchites rutilus septentrionalis, 5075 nucleotides long. It is a transcript of the gene Rich, whose product is annotated as guanine nucleotide exchange factor subunit Rich. Gene Ontology annotation, cellular component: Golgi membrane; cytosol; Ric1-Rgp1 guanyl-nucleotide exchange factor complex. Gene Ontology annotation, molecular function: protein binding. The record is from RefSeq and is a predicted model, not a curated record. Gene Ontology annotation, biological process: retrograde transport, endosome to Golgi; intracellular protein transport. NCBI's taxonomy places the organism in Eukaryota, Metazoa, Arthropoda, Insecta, Diptera, Culicidae. The transcript has 14 exons. Bases 205 to 4917 code for a protein of 1570 amino acids.